AUAACUGGGGACAUUUACGGAACAAUCAGGGAUGGCGGGAUGCAACAUGAAAAGCGGGAUUGUGACAGUUGUGGGGUGUGCGUUUCCUACACAGACAACCGAAUCUCACACUUGUGUGACUACUACACCGUAUUCUGUCCUUCCUCGUUACUCCCCAAGCGGUUACGUGCCGCGUCACUGCGCUUCUAGCCUCAGUAGUCGUGACGUGAGGAAAGUGUGGGAGUGCUGGCCUGCUGCAGGAGCCGAGAAGCUGCAGGAUUUAAAGAGCGGAAGUGCGGGCUGUGUUAUGACAAGCGGAGCUGUAGGUGACACUGUAACGUGACAACUUGUAUUUGUGUCAGUCUGUAACAACCUCUACCAGCAUAACGUUGCACUAAUGGAAGCCCAAAGCAUUACCAAGUCAGUUUCUCGAAAGAGAAGAAAAGACAAUGUCGGACCUAAUGGGACAACGGAUGAAGACCCAGUUCCAGUAAAGGUUCCCCGCCACACAAUGCAGGGAGUGAGCGAGCCUGCACCAUUUUCUGAUGAGCUGAAGGUGGACCGCAGUAAGCCCUACAGAAGAGUGUCAAUGCAAGAGGCAAAAUUAGGAACCCCAUUGGAACGACCUGUGAGAGUUUAUGCUGAUGGAAUAUUUGAUCUGUUCCACUCUGGCCAUGCACGAGCUUUAAUGCAAGCAAAGAAUCUCUUUCCCAACACACACUUGAUUGUAGGAGUCUGCAGUGAUGAACUUACACACAACUUGAAAGGCUUCACGGUGAUGAAUGAGGCAGAAAGAUAUGAUGCAGUCCAACACUGCCGCUAUGUGGAUGAGGUGGUGAGAAAUGCACCAUGGACACUUACCCCAGAGUUCCUGCAGAAACAUAGGAUUGAUUUUGUAGCACAUGAUGAUAUCCCAUACUCUUCUGCAGGAAGUGAUGAUGUUUAUAAGCACAUUAAAGAAGCAGGGAUGUUUGCUCCCACACAGCGGACAGAAGGAAUCUCCACCUCUGACAUUAUCACAAGAAUUGUGAGGGAUUAUGAUGUUUAUGUACGUCGCAAUUUACAGCGUGGAUACACGGCCAAGGAGCUUAAUGUCAGCUUUAUCAAUGAGAAACGCUUUAAUCUGCAAGAACGUGUGGAUAAAGUGAAAAAGAAAGUUAAAGAUGUGGAGGAGAAGUCCAAAGAAUUUGUGCAGAAGGUGGAAGAGAAGAGUAUUGAUAUGAUUCAAAAGUGGGAGGAGAAAUCACGAGAGUUCAUUGGAAACUUUUUAGAGAUGUUUGGCCCAGAGGGAGCUUUGAAGCACAUGCUGAAGGAAGGCAAAGGGAGAAUGCUUCAGGCUAUCAGUCCAAAGCAAAGCCCUAGCAGUAGCCCCACUCGUGAGCGCUCUCCCUCCCCAUCGUUUCGCUGGCCAUUUUCCGCCAAAAUCUCUCCCCCUGCAUCUCCUGGAAGGCACUCUCGGCCCACUGCUGCCACUUAUGAUAUCAGUGAAGAUGAAGAGGAUUAAAAAGCCUCCCAAUUCUCUCCCAAAACCAAAUCUUUCCAAUCAGCUGCUAAUGCCCAAACUCCAGAGAAGCAGCCACUCCUUGAGGGAACGAGGGCCCAGUGUGGGCCACAGAGAUUUCCAGUGCCAAGCUGGAGAGUGUGCAGAAAGGCAGAGUUAGCGGGAGUGGUUAAAACGCGUCACAUUAGCUUUUUUUCCUCCCUUUAUUUUUAUGGGGUUUUUUUUAAUGGAACUUAGGUCCUUUUUUAAUGAACUAUUUAUCUAAGAUAUUCGUAUCUUUCCUUGUCAUUGAUUUUUGUUUUCUGUUUCCUGGAGGUUUUCUCACCAUGGAUUCAUAAUAAUCUCCUCUAACCAUGAGUCGUUUCUCAUCCCUCUACAUGGUUUCUACUGUGAACUCCCACAUUCCAGGAUGGUUCAAGCUUCUUAUGUUGUCAAAGCAGAUUUUGCAAGUCUGACAAUAAACACUAGAAUGGGAGUAGUGACCAGCGGAAGCUGUUCUUGGAAUGAAAGCAGUCACUGAGAGCCAUUUCUGAUAGAAAGUGCCUGGUAUCCGAAUUUUGGUGCAAAUCCUGCAUGAUUACCUUAUGGACUGUGUGGGCACCGACCUGGUUAAUCAACAAAUCUUAAAUGACAGAUUUCCUAGCUAAUGGGCUAUGUUUACAAAUCGCUUCUCAUACUGGAAUAUUAUCAGAGAUUUCCUCUUGACUGUCAUGGAGAUUACAGAGUACAAUACCACUGAAAUAUUUUUGUUGUUGUUUAAAUGUAUUAAAUAUGUCUGCCUCCA
Messenger RNA from Xenopus laevis (African clawed frog), 2264 nucleotides. It is a transcript of the gene pcyt1a.L, whose product is annotated as phosphate cytidylyltransferase 1A, choline L homeolog. The coding region runs from base 377 to 1483 and encodes 368 amino acids. Gene Ontology annotation, biological process: CDP-choline pathway; phosphatidylcholine biosynthetic process. NCBI's taxonomy places the organism in Eukaryota, Metazoa, Chordata, Amphibia, Anura, Pipidae. The transcript has 9 exons. Gene Ontology annotation, cellular component: endoplasmic reticulum. The record is from RefSeq and is a predicted model, not a curated record. Gene Ontology annotation, molecular function: catalytic activity; choline-phosphate cytidylyltransferase activity; phosphatidylcholine binding.